GAUUAAGUUGUCAUACUUGUUUUUAUUUUAAACAUAGCAAACUUCAGAAUUGUUAAAUCUAGUGACAUCUAUCGUUUUAAAAUUAAGUAAUGUCUACUGCUCAUAUUUUUCAUCAAGUGUAUUGCGUAUAAAGUUAGAAAAAAAUAUUUUUAUUUAUGGUUAUAAAAGUGUGUAGUUAAUGUUAGAAAAACAGGAUAUAUCUUUUUUAAUAUCUAGUUUAUAUAGUUUCACUAUUCUUUGAAUAGAAUUGUCGAAUGAUUAUUUAGUGUACAGUUUUAAUAAAUUGCUAUUCACUCUGAUUGUGAUUCCAGCCAUUUCAUGUAUUCAACGUUUUUAACAUUCAAUAGCAUUAAAUGUUACAAAAUGUUUAAAAAUGUUCACUCACAUAUAUUUAAAUAAUCCUAUUUAUUUUAAUCUUCGAUAAAUACACCAUCAUCUUUAGAAUAAUCCAAGAUGUCAAUGUAUUUUAUCACUGAAAUCAAGAUUUCACCUUGACUCAAUAUUUAUUAAACAGGGAAAUUUUUUCUGUUUUCACAAUGGUGGUAGUAGCUGACGAAGUUGUUGGCGAUGCUGCCCAUGAUUUGCCAAUAUGUAAUACUACUAAAGAGAGCGAUGGAUUUAAGCCAGUAUUUGUUUCUAUAGACUAUUAUAAUCGUAAACGAUCAUCUUUUGAGUCCGACUAUUUUACAUCUAUCAUUAUAAUUCUUGCUGGUAAAAAAAUUCUACAUGGCAGUUUGGAAAGUGAUACUGUUUUUGGAGGAAAAAAAGGUUUAAUAGUUGGAACUGAGGUAACCGUACGUCAACUAAUAGAUAUUGUCUCAUGCUGUGACAAGUAUCAUCCUCCUCUAGAAGCUUUUCAACUUUUCAUACAAAUUGACAAGGAAGUUAAGAUUCCUUUGAAUUAUAAACAUAAUCAAACUCUUGAGAAUAUUGGCAUAGAUCUUACUACAUUGGAUACAUUUCAUAUAGAAUGUGUAAAAAAAGAUGAAUAUAGUGAUGAUAUGAAAGAACCUUAUGUAGAAAAUAUGAUUCAACUUCAAUUAGAUAAUUCAUAUUGUGUAAGUCCAACUAAAAUUUCAAUGUCUUUUUUUGUAAGAGAAACAACGAGAGUUAGUGAACUUUUUAAUAGUAUAUCAGAUUUGCAUAAAUAUUUACCCUAUGAACCAAAUUCAUUGGAGCUGAGCUCAGGUUACAUCAAAAUGUCUACCUCUGAUGGUCACAGUACAAUGGCAGAAAUGGGUUUUAAUUUUAGUAAGUUUGACGUUUAUCGUUUAAGAAUAACAAAAGGAAAUCUCGAUGAAAUCGUUAAAAUUAAAGACCCAAGUCGUGCUAGGUGUUAUUUAGAAAAAGAAAACUUAUUAUUAGGUCAUUCAUCAAACAGUGAAGAAGAAAAUGAAGAACUUGAAUACACAUUUUCAUAUAAGAAAUCUACUGAAAAUUAUGAGCCUGAAGUAAAACCAGAUAAUGCUUAUGUAGGGCUUGUAAACCAAGCAAUGACAUGUUACCUGAAUAGCCUUCUUCAAGCACUUUAUAUGACUCCUGAAUUCCGUAAUGCUUUGUACAAUUGGGAAUACGUUGAAGGCUCAGAGAAAGAUGAAUCUAAUAGUAUUCCAUAUCAAUUGCAGAAACUUUUUUUGAAUCUUCAAACUUCAACGAAAAAUGCUGUUGAAACAACAGCUUUGACAAAAAGUUUUGGAUGGGAUUCUACAGAAGCAUGGCAACAACAUGAUAUUCAAGAAUUAUGUCGAGUGAUGCUCGAUUCUCUCGAACAAAAAUUCAGAUAUACUGAACAAGCUGACUUAAUAAAUCGUUUGUAUGAAGGAAAAAUGAUUGAUUAUGUCAAGUGCUUGGAGUGUAAAAUGGAAAAGUCUCGAGAAGAUACUUUUUUGGAUAUACCCCUACCCGUUAAAACAUUUGGUAGUAAUGUUGCUUAUAAUAGUGUUGAAGAGGCCCUUCGUGCGUUUGUUCAACCAGAAACACUUGAAGGCGUCAAUCAGUAUUUUUGUGAAACGUGUAAUAAAAAAUGUAAUGCUCAUAAAGGACUAAAAUUCACCAAAUUUCCUUAUCUUUUGACUUUACAUCUCAAAAGAUUUGAUUUUGAUUAUAACACUUUUCACAGAAUUAAACUCAAUGAUAAAGUUACAUUUCCUGAUAUUUUGAAUUUAAAUUCAUUUAUCAAAUCGAAAGAUAAUCAACAAGAAUCUCUAUUAUUAGAAGAUGAUAGCACAAGUGAAAUCAAAGUAGAUGAAAAUUCUACAAUCGAUAAUGAUAAUGUAGAUGAUGGUCUACCUUGUGACAAUGGAAUUUCAUCAAGUGAAGCUACAAAUUCGAGUAGCGAACAAAAUGAUGAUGAUGGAAUCGAUGUAAGUCAUUGUCCAUCAACAUCAAGCACUCAUAGCCCAGAGAAUGAACACAAUCAAACUAAUAAUGAAUAUUGUACAGGUCCAUAUCAGUAUGAAUUAUUUUCUAUAAUGAUUCACAGUGGUGGUGCUAGUGGUGGUCAUUACUAUGCUUACAUUAAAGAUUUUAAAACACAAAAAUGGUUAUGCUUCAAUGACCAAAGUGUUACCUCAAUUACUCGAGAUGAUAUUCAAAAAACCUAUGGUGGUGGACCCAGUAGAGCGUAUUACAAUGGAGCUUACAGUAGUAGUACAAAUGCCUAUAUGUUGAUGUAUAGACAAAUUGAUCCAGAGAGAAACACUUUACCUAUGAAUAUCGAAGAUUUUCCAACCCAUCUACAGGAAGUCUUAAAAAAAAUGAGAGAACAAGAGAAAAAAAAUAAGAAAAAGAAUACCAAUCUUCAUAGUUUAAAAAUUUUCUUCCAUCAUCCCAUUGAAAAAAAAUUAGCGAAAGCAUUGAUACUUGUAUUAAUUGAUGAAACAUUGGCAGGAAUCACAGAAAAAGCUUAUAAACAGUUUAAACUUGAUGGGGUUGUGGAUCUUGAUCAAUGUCGUUUGGUUGUUUACAGUCCAUAUAAUGAUGUCAUUACCUAUAGUUUAGAGAAAUUUGAAGACGGUCGUUUUAGUGACUUAUUAUGGCAUUUUUGUAAUUCAAAUUCAGAAAAGCGUAUCACUUCUCACAGUUUUAUGUUAGAAAUUAAGAGAAAGGAUGAAAAAUUUAAAGUAUAUCUUCCUUCUGAAAUUACUACUAAAGUCUUCCUUAUAAAUGUAGCAACCAAAAAAAUUGAAGAUGGGCCGAUAAAUAUUCGUGUUGAUCCAUUUCUUACAGUUUCAGAAUACAAAAAAGUACUUAGUGAACAUUUAAGUAUAUCUCUUUGGCAAAUGCAGGUGGUAGUUUUAAAAAGUACAUCAGAAGUACAAUUAUUAGAACAUGAUUAUGACAAACUUGAUAAGCUAGGUUUCACUAGUGGAUGCAAAGUUUUUGUUGCGACUAAAAUUGACAUCAAUAACUCUAAAUCAUUCAAUGAAUCAACGCUCAAACAAUUAGUAGAUAUUUUUGAAAAUGUUGUUAUGUUAAAUGUGCAAUUACCGGAAGUAAAAAGUGAAAUAUUGGAUGAAUUAAAUAUACCUUCAUUAGAAAAUAAACUUAAAGAACAACAAGAAGAAAAUAACUUUACAGUUACUGAGGCUCCAGAAACUUAUGUUAAUGGCGAAUCGACAAUAAAAGCGGAAAAAUCACAUGAUAUUGUUGAUGGAAUACCAAUAAGAUCUACUGAAGAUCUUUCAUCCGUUUCAAAUAAUGGACCAACUGAAAGUGAAGAAUGUCAAGAACAAAGUAAUAGUGAAGACAGUAGUCUCAGUGAUAGUGAUAAAACGUUAGUUGGUAAUGCUUCUGAGGAUGAUGAUUAUUGUUUGGCCUAUGUCAUUAAUAAAUUUGUUGAUUUAAAUUCGAAAAUGUGGAGUAUUGAUAUCAAUGAAGAAUACUUUUUUCAAGCCAGAAGUAUACCAGAUGCACCGAAUUAUAUUCAAAUAUUUGUUGAUACUCGUAUAAAUAUGCAAUUAUUAAAGAAAUAUUUGGAACCAUUUGUUAAAGUUCCGGCAGAGUAUUUCAGUAUUGACCGAGAUAGCGAUAGCAUCUAUAGUGAAUUAAAACAAAUUUUAAAAACUAUUAAAGAUGGAGAAAAACUUGUUGUCAAACUUGGUCGAGUACUGCGAGACAAUGAAUUUAAAGUUCGCUUUUUCCGAUUUGGCUUAGAUUCAACAAGAUGCUUAAUGACUAAGGGGUAUGUUUGUGAUUGGGUAAUUUCAACAAAUGAUACUGUUGCAGAAGUAAAGGCACAAAUUUUGACAGAAUUUGAAAAAAAUCACGGUAUUAAAAUACCUUAUAAAAGUUGUCUUUUGAGGAAAGUCAAAGAAGAUGAACCAUGGAUAGUAUUGCACGAUAAACAGAAAAUUAAAGAAUGUAAUAUUGAACCUUAUGAUGAAUUAAUUAUUCAAGAAAAUGAAACUGCAGAAGUAAUGAGUCCAAAAAAAAUUAUCAUUGCAAUUAGGCUGUUCCAAGAAGAUGGUCCCUUCCAAGAAAUUAUAAUUAAUUCUCCACCUGUGAUUGAAGAACUUAGAGAGAAGAUUGCUGAAAUUGCAAAUGCUCCAAUAGAAGAAAUAGAAGUGAAAAAAGGUGCAUGGGUAAUAGACUUAUGCACUGAUUAUGAUCCAACAGAAAAAUGGACUCCAGCAACAGAUGAUGUUUGGCCAAUAGCAUUUGAAGAUGGUGUUGUCAUAAUGUACAGAUUUAAAGGUGAUUCUUCAAAUGGAGAAAAAAAAUUUUCUCAAAGAAGCUACAAGAGACUUUACAUUAAUUCCAAUCAUCUUGGAACAAGAAUAAGGAAUAUGGGAGUAGGUCGGGUUCCUACACCAGAUAAUACACAUCGAGCUCCCACAUCAGAUCAUACACAUCGGGUUCCUGCAUCAGAUCAUCGACGUAGAGAACGAGCACUUAAAAUUUAUGUGGAUCAUAAAUGAUCGAACAGCGAAAUGCAUGACAAUCAGCUAGUGGAGAGCUGAUGUUCUAGGUAGUAAUUUUACUAAAAUAAACGGGACAAAUAUAAUCAAUAAAAAAUACAGAUAUUUUUGGUGUCUGGUCUGAGACUAAAAUUGUGAGCACAAGUUCACAUCUAUAUUUAUCGAUUUAUCUUUAAAUUUUGUAUAAAUGGAAACGAAAAAGAUUUAACUGCUACAUAGUUUCUCUACUCAUUCACGUACAUACUUUGAAAUGUAAAUGUUUUUAAAUAAUUCAUAUUAUCGAAAACACUAUAAUUAACCAUAAAAACAUCAUACAAAAUUAUGUCAUUCUAUUAUUUCGAAAGCUUAAUGAAUGUAAGCUAAAAUCAUUGUCAAAUAUUCUUAUCUUGCAUUUACUUUGCAAUUAUGCUAUACAUGAUCAUUUAAUCAAUCAAUUGAGCUUACAUUACUAAUUACAAACAAAAACUGGGAAGUUGAAAAAAUAUAGAACAAUUUAAUUUAACGAAAGAAAAAGUAAUAAGAAUUAAGACUAAAUUAAUUAUUUAUGUAGAAAACAAUAAUAAAGUUAUCUAUACUGAAAAAAAAAUUUUUUAAAAUAAAUAAAUAAAUGAAGAUAAACAGUAUAUUUGCUCGGAUUAAAAUAAGAGGCCGAAAAUGAUCAAAUAGUUUUUUUUGAAUAAAUAAUAUAGCUGUAAAAGAAAUUAUAUUUAUGAUAAUGGUAACGUAAAUACAAUUGGAAUGACUGAAUUUAUCGUUGAUUAUAUGAAGUGUGUCGAGCAAGAAAAAUUAGAUUAUAAAUAACAUUUAUAUUUUUUUUUACGCCAAUUAAUGUGCUAAAUUAUUUUCGCACUAAAAAAUGUGGUGUAGAGCUUUAGAAUUCAAUGUUUUACAAUAUUCAUCCUCUUCUCAAAUUUAGCAUUAUUCAAUCAUAUUCUGCAUAUCUAAUGUAAAUAACUCAUUUUACAUUGUACAAUUAUUUCUUUAUUAUAUCCUAUUCACUUUUUUUAUUGUUUUAUUUUAAGAUCAAUGAAUCAUUGAUAAUAUAUUUUGAAAGUAAUCUUAAAAUGUAAACAAUAAGUUAUACAUAUACAUUUGUUUUUUUUCUAUCAAAUCAUUUGUCUUAAAUGUGCGCUUAUGUUUUUUUUCUUAACACUUACAUAAAUAAAGAAUCAAAUAAUCAUAAAAAAAAUGAUUAUAUUGUAAGUUUUCUCGAGUGUGUGCAUAUAUUUAUUUGAUUGUAUUUAAUUAUCAAGAUAUUAAUUAAUAUUAGAGUUAAAGGAAUAUUUAAUUUAUCAAGUGAAAGAACAAUGGUUUAAUUUGUUGUGAGA
Molecule: messenger RNA, 6247 nt
Organism: Chelonus insularis
Lineage: Eukaryota; Metazoa; Arthropoda; Insecta; Hymenoptera; Braconidae
Gene: Usp47
Product: ubiquitin specific protease 47
Exons: 6
Coding region: 537-4919 (1460 amino acids)
Biological process (GO): protein deubiquitination
Cellular component (GO): nucleus; cytosol
Molecular function (GO): cysteine-type deubiquitinase activity
Source: RefSeq, a predicted model, not a curated record